Messenger RNA from Phragmites australis (common reed), 1251 nucleotides. RefSeq names its product GDSL esterase/lipase At5g55050-like. Bases 135 to 1232 code for a protein of 365 amino acids. The transcript is spliced from 3 exons. The record is from RefSeq and is a predicted model, not a curated record. Lineage: Eukaryota; Viridiplantae; Streptophyta; Magnoliopsida; Poales; Poaceae. Gene Ontology annotation, molecular function: hydrolase activity, acting on ester bonds.
CCGCUAUAUAAAUUCAACUCCCCCAAGCUCACACCUCCAUCAUGUGCUUCAGCAGUUCAGCUAAGCGAGCCGAGUAGCACCCCUUAAUCACGCAACAGCUGUGCUACCAUUGACGACGUCUUUGUGAGCUAGCAAUGGGUGCUACUACUGUGACCUCCCCGUCUUGCUCCAUAGCAGCUACUAUCGUUGCCUUCCUGGCCGCAGCUUCGCUCUUGGCGGCAUCGGCAGCCUCGCCGGUUCCGGCGGUCUACGUUUUCGGCGACUCGCUCGCCGACGUCGGGAACAACAACCACCUGCUGACGCUGCUCAAGGCGGACUUCCCGCACAACGGCAUCGACUACCCGGGGAAGAAGGCCACCGGCCGCUUCAGCAACGGCAAAAACUUCCCCGACUUCCUAGCUGACAAUCUCGGGCUGGCGACCUCGCCUCCGUACCUCGCCUUGUCCUCAAGCAGCAGUGCCAACUACGUGAACGGUGUCAACUUCGCUUCAGGUGGUGCGGGAGUCUCCAACGCCACCAACAAGGACCAAUGCAUCAGCUUCGACAAGCAGAUCGAGUACUACUCGUCGGUGUACGCAUCCCUGGCCCAGAGCCUGGGCCAGACGCAGGCCGCGGCACACCUAUCCAAAUCCCUCUUCGCCAUCACCAUCUGCAGCAACGACAUCAUCCAUUACACCAAAUCCAGCUCGGCGAACAAGGCCAGCACGCCGUCGCAGCAGUUCGUGGACACGUUGAUCCAGUCCCUCACGGGCCAGCUGCAGCGGCUGUACAACCUGGGCGCGCGCAAGAUACUGUUCCUAGGCACGGGGCCCGUGGGUUGCUGCCCGUCGCUGCGGGAGCUGAGCUCCACUAAGGACUGCAGCGCCGAGGCAAACGACCUCUCCGUAAGGUACAACGCCGCCGCGGCGUCCCUCCUCAGCGACAUGGCCGCGCGCCACCCGGACAUGCACUACGCCCUCUUCGACGCCUCCGCCGCGCUGCUCCGGUACAUCAACCAACCCGCAGCGUACGGGUUCUCCGAGGUGAAGGCGGCAUGCUGCGGGCUCGGGGACAUGAACGCCAAGAUCGGCUGCACCCCCGUGAGCUUCUACUGCGCCAACAGGACGAGCCACGUCUUCUGGGACUUCUACCAUCCCACGGAGGCAACCGCGCGGAAGCUCACUAGCACGGCGUUCGACGGCUCGGCACCGUUGAUCUUCCCGAUGAACAUAAGGCAGCUCAGUGCUAUGUAGGCCAGCGAGAUUGAAUGUC